GAUCAAGAAGUUAAUUGAUGUUGAGGCACUGGGACUAUCACGAUUAGCAGUUAUCGUGCUCGACAUGCAUGCAGAUGUUAAAGGCUAUUCAUUGUUCACACUUCCUCAAAUCAGAGAUGAAUUUUGGGACUUGUAUAAGAGCUAUUUUCACCCGCGACUACUACAAG
This is a messenger RNA of Ilex paraguariensis (yerba mate), 167 nucleotides long. Lineage: Eukaryota; Viridiplantae; Streptophyta; Magnoliopsida; Aquifoliales; Aquifoliaceae. The record is from the annotation of a GenBank genome assembly.